This is a messenger RNA of Morchella importuna, 450 nucleotides long. RefSeq lists its product as uncharacterized. Gene Ontology annotation, molecular function: enzyme regulator activity; calcium ion binding. Gene Ontology annotation, biological process: spindle pole body organization. Gene Ontology annotation, cellular component: central plaque of spindle pole body. The coding region runs from base 1 to 450 and encodes 149 amino acids. NCBI's taxonomy places the organism in Eukaryota, Fungi, Ascomycota, Pezizomycetes, Pezizales, Morchellaceae. The transcript has 7 exons. The record is from RefSeq and is a predicted model, not a curated record.
AUGGCCGAUUCACUUUCUGAAGACCAGGUCUCCGAGUUCAAGGAAGCGUUCUCCUUGUUUGACAAAGAUGGUGAUGGCCAAAUCACCACUAAGGAAUUAGGAACCGUCAUGAGAAGCUUAGGACAGAACCCUUCCGAGUCUGAACUCCAGGACAUGAUCAAUGAGGUUGAUGCCGACAACAAUGGGACUAUCGAUUUUCCUGAAUUCUUAACCAUGAUGGCUCGUAAGAUGAAGGACACAGACAGCGAAGAGGAAAUUAGAGAGGCCUUCAAAGUCUUCGACCGUGACAACAAUGGAUUCAUUUCCGCCGCCGAACUAAGGCACGUAAUGACUUCCAUCGGGGAGAAGCUCACCGACGAUGAGGUCGAUGAGAUGAUCAGGGAAGCAGAUCAAGACGGUGAUGGAAGAAUCGAUUACAACGAAUUUGUACAGCUUAUGAUGCAGAAAUAA